Penicillium macrosclerotiorum is the source of this 1689-nucleotide messenger RNA. Its product is annotated as DEAD/DEAH box helicase. Gene Ontology annotation, cellular component: mitochondrion. Lineage: Eukaryota; Fungi; Ascomycota; Eurotiomycetes; Eurotiales; Aspergillaceae. Gene Ontology annotation, molecular function: RNA helicase activity; nucleic acid binding; ATP binding. The transcript has a single exon. The record is from RefSeq and is a predicted model, not a curated record. The coding region runs from base 1 to 1689 and encodes 562 amino acids.
AUGGACGGCCCUACCAUUGGCGAUGACGCCCUGCCCUACGCAAGCAUGAAUGGGAAGCUGGACUCCCACCUGCUUCAAGCCCUCGAUGUGAUGGGCUUCACCCACAUGACGCCAGUACAACAAAAAGUUCUGACUGAGCUCCCGGACUGGAGCGCCGACUGUCUCGUUCAGGCUAAGACGGGAACAGGCAAGACCCUGGCCUUCUUGCUCCCGGCCUUGCACCGGAUCCUGAACCCGGUGGAUGGCCGGACACGCCGCAAAGGGCAGGUCGCUGUCUUGAUCAUUACCCCGACUCGUGAACUGGCGCAGCAGAUCGCCAAAUCCUGCGACCAGCUGACUUCGCAGUUGCGAUCGCCACUGGAGUGCCACAUCGCCGUCGGAGGCACCGCCCGUGCGUCGGCCCACAACCGAUUCAUCAACGGCGCACCAUCCAUCCUCGUUGCGACCCCGGGCCGGCUGAAAGACUACCUCUCAGACGACUACACUGCCGAGCGACUCUCCGACAUCCAAACUCUUGUCCUCGACGAAGCAGACACCAUGCUCGAGACCGGCUUCCUGGCUGAUGUCAAGCGAAUCCUGCAGCUGAUCCCGAACAAGAAGAGCGCGGGCUGGCAGGGAAUGUGCUUCUCAGCCACGAUCCCGCCUAAAGUGAAAGAUGUCGUCAACGUUGUCCUCCAGCCGGGCUACAGCAACAUCACCACGAUCGAAGCCAAUGAGGCGCCGACCCACGAGCGUGUCCCACAGUACCACGUCCUCAUCCCCGCCGUCACCGACACUUUCACCGCCAUGACUGCGCUGCUCGCCCACGAAACCGCCAACAGUAAGAAAAUCAUCGUCUUCGGCGUUACAGCCAACAUGGUUGCGCUCUUCGCCAAGGUCUUCGCGCAGGGCUUGACCGACCUCCCCGUAUUCGAGAUUCACUCGCGUCUGAACCAAGGCGCACGCACGCGCACCACGGCGCAGUUCAAGGACGCCGAAGCCGGCAUCUUGUUCGCCUCGGACGUCAUCGGCCGCGGUAUGGACUUCCCGAACGUCGAUCUCGUUGUGCAGGUCGGUUUGCCGUCCAACGGCGAGCAGUACGUGCACCGCGUUGGGCGAACCGCACGCGCAGGUAACGACGGCCGCGCCGUCAUCCUGCUCACCGAGUCCGAGUCCUUCUUCCUCAAGGCGAACCGCCACCUGCCCAUCAACCCGCAUCCAGAUACGGCGGCCAUCGUGCAGGACGCCGCGGCGCGCGCGGAGGAGGUCGAGCAAGCGAUGUACCAGGUCGACGAGGAGACGAAGCAGCGCGCGUAUUCGUCGUUCCUCGGCUUCUUUGCCGGCUCUGGGCUGAUGAAGCCGCUGCGGCUGGAUAAGCCGGGGCUCGUGCAGCUCGCCAACGACCUGGCGAUGCGCGGCAUGGCGUGCCCAGAGCCCCCGCCCAUGGAAAAGAAGGUCAUUGGGAAAAUGGGCCUGAAGGGCGUGCCGGGCUUCAACUAUGCCAGUGGGACGGCCGACUCGAGGGGUGACGGACCUGCCCGGUCGCUUGGCAAUGGCCGCAAGCCGAGGGAUCCGUUGAGUCCCGGGGCUUGUGACGGAGAGCGUCGCGGCGGUGUUGAGAAGACGAGACGUGGAGGAGGAGGUGGUGGUGGUGGGCGUGGACGUGGAGGACGUCGUGGCGGACGCGGCGGGAAGCCCCGGGCGUCUUGA